Messenger RNA from Hirsutella rhossiliensis, 1251 nucleotides. Its product is annotated as brix domain-containing protein. Gene Ontology annotation, cellular component: nucleolus; preribosome, large subunit precursor. Gene Ontology annotation, biological process: maturation of LSU-rRNA; maturation of 5.8S rRNA. Gene Ontology annotation, molecular function: rRNA primary transcript binding. The transcript has a single exon. The record is from RefSeq and is a predicted model, not a curated record. NCBI's taxonomy places the organism in Eukaryota, Fungi, Ascomycota, Sordariomycetes, Hypocreales, Ophiocordycipitaceae. The coding region runs from base 1 to 1251 and encodes 416 amino acids.
AUGGGUCUCACGAAGCCGCCCGUGAGGGCGCUCAAGGCGGCCAACAAGCUGAAACGACAGGAACUCUUCGUCGAGCACAAGAAGCUCAACGGCAAGGAGCGGCGAGAGGAGCGGUUCCGUCGGAAAAAGCAUGAAGACCAGGACACUUCCCUCCGAGACGAACGGCUGGCCAAGAACAAGCCCGUCACAUUGGACCAGAAGCGAGUCUGGGACGAGGGCGACGAUGACAGCCUCGGAUCCAGGGUGGACCUGGAGAAGCUCAAGAGGCGGCGGAUUGAGCAGGCUGAGGAAGAGGAGCGGCAGGCUGCCCAGGAUGCCGAGAUGCAGGAUGCCAGCGACAACGAUGAGGAAAACGACAGCAUGCUGGAAUCCGACGACGACGACGACGACGACGAGGCGCGGCAGGCGGCGCUUGAUCGGCAACGGGAAAAGCGCGCCAAGAGGGAUAACAGCAUCGCACCGUCGACGACGAGCACAAAUCUCGACCUAACGCCCACGUCGCUCGCCCUCAAGUUCCCCUCGCUCUUCUCGGACAUUCCACCGCCAGAGCCAAAGAUCCUCGUCACCACCUCUCUCAACUCGACCAUCCACGACGACGCCCAGCUCAUCUCAACCCUUUUCCCCAACACCACCUACAUUCCCCGGUCGGCGCAUCGGUACGGACACAAGUACUCGCUGCGGGAGAUUUGCAAGUACGCCACGAAUCGAGCUUACACGGCCGUUCUUCUCGUCAAGGAGGAUCUGAAGAAGCCCACCGGCCUCUCCAUUGUGCACUUGCCUUCCGGCCCGACGUUCCACUUUAGCAUAACCAACUGGAUCGAGGGCAAGAAACUGCCCGGCCACGGCAACCCCACGAACCACUACCCCGAACUCCUCCUCAACAACUUCAAGACGCCGCUGGGCCUCCUCACGGCCAAGCUGUUCCAGACGCUGUACCCUCCGCAACCCGAGUUCCAAGGCCGCCAGGUGGUGACCCUGCACAACCAGCGAGACUACAUCUUUGUGCGCCGACACCGCUAUGUCUUCCGCGAGAAGCGCACAACUGAGAAGAGCAUCGUCGACGCCGAAGGGAGAGAAAUGAAGGGGGUUGAGGGAAUUCGGGCAGGUCUGCAGGAGCUGGGACCCCGGUUCACCCUCAAGCUCAGAAGAGUCGACAAAGGAAUCGGGCGGGCUGGCAGCCAAGGCGAUGACGCUACGCAGUGGGAGUGGAAGUCCAAGAUGGAAAAGGACAGAAAGGUUUUCAAUCUCUAA